This is a messenger RNA of Capsella rubella, 886 nucleotides long. RefSeq names its product 40S ribosomal protein S5-1. The record is from RefSeq and is a predicted model, not a curated record. Bases 81 to 704 code for a protein of 207 amino acids. Gene Ontology annotation, molecular function: mRNA binding; rRNA binding; structural constituent of ribosome. Gene Ontology annotation, biological process: translation; ribosomal small subunit assembly. The transcript has 4 exons. Gene Ontology annotation, cellular component: ribosome; cytosolic small ribosomal subunit. NCBI's taxonomy places the organism in Eukaryota, Viridiplantae, Streptophyta, Magnoliopsida, Brassicales, Brassicaceae.
GUGUGAGCUUCCUUCCUCUUCUUCUUCAAGCCGCGGCUAAAAAAGAUCCCUACUUGUCUCCUCCUCCUACACUUGCAGCCAUGGCCGCCACCGCAGAAAUCGACGCUGAGAUUCAACAACAGCUUACUAACGAGGUCAAGCUCUUCAACCGUUGGAGCUUUGAUGACGUUUCGGUCACAGACAUUAGUCUUGUUGACUACAUUGGGGUUCAGCCAGCGAAACACGCAACCUUUGUUCCCCACACUGCUGGAAGAUACUCUGUGAAGAGGUUCAGAAAGGCUCAGUGCCCAAUUGUUGAGAGGCUUACAAACUCUCUCAUGAUGCACGGAAGGAACAACGGUAAGAAGUUGAUGGCUGUCAGGAUUGUCAAGCAUGCCAUGGAGAUCAUCCACCUCUUGUCUGACUUGAACCCGAUUCAAGUUAUCAUUGAUGCCAUUGUCAACAGUGGUCCACGUGAAGAUGCUACCAGGAUUGGAUCUGCUGGUGUGGUUAGGAGGCAGGCCGUUGAUAUCUCUCCUUUAAGACGUGUGAACCAAGCGAUCUUCUUGCUCACCACAGGUGCACGUGAAGCUGCCUUUAGAAACAUCAAGACAAUCGCUGAGUGCCUUGCUGAUGAACUCAUCAAUGCUGCAAAGGGAUCUUCCAACAGCUAUGCCAUCAAGAAGAAAGAUGAGAUUGAGAGAGUUGCCAAGGCCAAUCGUUAAGGGAUGUUCCUUUCCUUUAUGUUUGCAUUAUAUCAAAGAGUUUUUGUGCUGUUUCCAUUAGCUUUGGAUAUGUUUCAGAUGAUCUCUCUAUCUUUAAUGAAGUUUUGACGCUUGAAACGACUUGGGAUCUUGAUCAGUUAAACAGUUUUAUAUUUAAUAUUAUUUCAUCUAUAUAUUUCUGA